This is a messenger RNA of Encephalitozoon cuniculi GB-M1, 888 nucleotides long. RefSeq names its product heat shock transcription factor. Gene Ontology annotation, biological process: regulation of DNA-templated transcription. The coding region runs from base 1 to 888 and encodes 295 amino acids. The transcript has a single exon. Lineage: Eukaryota; Fungi; Microsporidia; Unikaryonidae. Gene Ontology annotation, molecular function: sequence-specific DNA binding; DNA-binding transcription factor activity. The record is from RefSeq and is marked provisional.
AUGAUGUCUAUGCGAUUGGCGACGGGGUCUGAGUUUGUGGUGAAGCUUUUCCAGAUACUCGAGGAGCCCGAGAACUAUCCGUACAUAUCAUGGAUGCCCGAUGGAAGAAGCUUUGUCAUAUCUGACCAGCAGGGCUUUUCUGAGUUUGUUCUUGAGAAACACUUCAGGCACAAGAACUGGAGUUCCUUUGUCAGGCAGCUCAACAAGUACGACUUCUACAAGGUACGGAGAGAUGGAGAAAGGACCGGGUGCAUUGAGGCUAUGUGGGAGUACAGGAACAAGCAUUUCCAACGGGGGAAGCACGAGCUGCUGAGCAAGAUCAGGAGGAAGAAGGCGCCGAGCGAAGGGUGUGGGGCUGGAGGAACAAACCCAAAGCAGAUUGAAAGCGGAAUAGUCUACCAAUCGCACGUGCUUGACACUGUGCGGAGUAUUUCCAAGUAUCUUCAAACUGUUGUUGAGGACAUCAACGAGAUAAAGAAAUACAUUUACCACGAAAGAAUGAGAAUUGCUUUGAAGACAAGUGUUCUGUUUGUCAGGGAGGGUGUUCCUGGGUCUGAAUGGGUCUACGGAGCCCUAAAGAUUCCAAACUACUCUCUGACCGUGGUGGAGGAGAGCGCCGAUGUGGGAAGCAUCAUGAGAUGGAGGUACGAUGUAGUUGUGUUGUAUGCCAACUCGCCCCGAUGCAUUACGGCUGUGAGCCGAAUAAGGGACGAAGACGAGGAGGUUCCGAUUGUUCUGGUUGUCGACGAAGGAUUCAAGAGCGAGUAUGCGAACAUUCUGGGGAUUAGAGCUACGGAGGCCCUUCUAAUGCCUUUUGACCCAAGUGAGCUGGUUGACGCCAUCAACAGGCAUGGGAGUCAAAGAAGCCCGGAAGGAGUCCAUGGCUGA